Fusarium sp. VM40 is the source of this 771-nucleotide messenger RNA. The record is from the annotation of a GenBank genome assembly. Lineage: Eukaryota; Fungi; Ascomycota; Sordariomycetes; Hypocreales; Nectriaceae.
AUGCAUUUCUCAACCAUUGUCAUGGGCCUUAUGGCCUCCACCGCCAUGGCCGCUCCCCGUCCCCACUACGAGGUCGUCACCGAGUACGCCUAUGUCACCAAGGUCGUCACCGCCGGCAGCGCCCCCCAGCAGACCUACGUUCCCGCCCCCGUCCAGGAGAAGGCCCCCAGCCGUCAGUGGUGGAAGCAGCCCAAGAAGGUGGUCGCCGCUCCCAAGACUACCACCACCUACGUCGCUCCCAAGCCCACCUACGUCGCCCAGGAGCCCGAGCCCGUGGCUGAGGAGCCCGAGACCACGGUGGCCGAGACCGAGGAGCCUGAGGAGACCAAGGCACCCAGCUCCGGAUCUUCCGGCCUCUCCGCCGACCAGCAGAAGGCCCUCGAUCUCCACAACGAGGCCCGCAAGGAGGUCGGCAACGACGCCCUCGAGUGGGACGACUCUCUCGUCUCCGGCGCCCAGGAGUGGGCCGACCACAUCGCCUCUCUCGGCAGCCUGACUCACUCCCAGGGCGACGACGGUGAGAACCUCUACAUGGGCACCAGCAGCACCCCCUUCGCCGAUGCCGUCGAGGCCUUCCUCAGCGAGAAGAGCCAGUACAGCGGCGAGGCCAUCUCCGGCUCCAACUACAUGGGCUUCGGUCACUACACCCAGUGCGUCUGGAAGACCACCACCAAGGUCGCCAUGGCUGUCUCCAAGGGCAGUGACGGCGCCUCGUACGUUGUCGCUCGCUACCAGAAGCCUGGUAACAUGAUCGGUGACACGCCUUACUAA